AACCACACACACUAAAUGCUUGGACUUCGUUUGUGUAGUGAAGUUAACUCAAGUUGGACGUACGUGGGCGGUUCUUCGUCAUUUCCGUUUAUCGCCUUUUGCGUCAGUUCCUGUGUGGACCGGUUGAGAAGUAGCGGAGCGGCGGCUUCGGAGCAGAGACGUAUCGGGACUUCGGACGGACGAUCAGCCAUCAUGUCUUCAAGUGAUGCGAGUUUGUUGCCUACACUUGGCCAAGAAGAUGACCACGCCUCUAAACUUAUUCGAAAAUCCAAGGAAUCCCCUUUUGUUCCUAUCGGUAUUGCUGGUUUUGCAUCAGUGGUGGCCUAUGGACUCUUCAAACUGAAGGCUCGGGGGAACAAAAAAAUGUCAGUGCAUCUAAUCCACAUGCGUGUGGCAGCCCAAGGAUGUGUGGUGGGAGCAAUGACUUUGGGAGUUCUUUACUCAAUGUUCAAAGAACAUUUUUCGAAACCCAGCGAAGAGAAGAAUACUUUCCUUCACAAAUGAAUCAAGAUUUCUACAGUACCUCUUUUAAAAAAAAUAAUAAUGAUUAAGGCUUUUAAGUAUACCUCAAACUGAGGAGGUUAGAAUUUUUCUUGUUUUAACUAUCUGAAGAAUACUUAAUUUGUUCUGAAAGUAUACUGAUCUUACUACCUACAAAUGAUAGGUAAUUUUCCUUGUGAUUAUUGCCAUAUGUAGUAAAAGUCAUAAUUUCACCAAACAUUAUAAAAUGAGAUUUACAAUCAAACUAAAGCUUUUUAAUGUGUCCCUUGCAACAGUUAGACUUGAGAUGCUUUUGUUAAUGGAACUGAUUAAUUUCUUGGCAGGAUAUGAUUGGACCUUAAAGUUUAGGGCUACAGGCUGGCUUCCAUCUUGGCUUGAGAUUGCUAUCUAGGCAACUAUCCCUAUCUUCAACUGAUUAUAAUGAUCUGCACUUCAGAUCACGUUACUUGUUUCCUAUUUGGAUUCUCUUGAAGAUAUUUGCUUGUUGUGGAAUGAGGUUGUUGAGUAUUAAGGAGGUAGGAGAAUAUAACCAGAGCCACCUUUAAACUUAAGUAUUAUAAUCUUAAUGUUGCAAGGGAAGUAAGUGAAAAUUAUAUGAGAAUAACUUGCCGCAGAGCACUGGUAUUGUGACCUGAGAUUGUAACAACAGUUAGAUUCGAUUUUAUUAUAACUUGAAGAUGCCCAUUUCUAAUUCUGGUCUUUUAACUUCAGAACAUCCUGCUUAUUCAUGCUGCUAGUUGGGCUUCUGCUGUCCUCAUACAUAACCGUCAUCUUGCAUUGCAGUAUACUAGUUAGUGGGCUGGUGAUCUUGUACAGUUUAAGAACGUGCUGCCUUAUCCACAUAUCUUACAUUGAAAUAACAGAUUUCAAAUAUCUCAACAUCUGCAAAAUUGCUGAAAAUUGUGAAUACUGAAGUUUGUGUCAGUAUUUAUAUAAGGCAAGUUGGGUUAAUGAUGAGGGAAAUUACUUGAAAAUUUUUACAUUAACUUCAAUGUGUCAUAAUCUAAUCUAAUGUGUUUCUGUAUUUGAUUGUUAUGCUUAAAUUCUUGUUGGUUGUUAUCUCCAUGCUUUGUUUUAUUUACACAAUUCUUUUUGGAAAAUUCUAAUCUCCAGGGUAUUGUAAAUUCUGUGGUUCUGCUGAUUUUCCAUGAGGGCCAAUGACAGUUUGAAUUGUACAAGUCUUGAAUGGGAAACAGUACAAGAACUGGCCUUUCACUUCUACAUUGGAAGCAGUGCUUUGAUCUGAUAAGCAUUGUAACAUUGCACCAUCAACUGUGGGGUAAAUCUAUUGUGCCUAGAUUAAACCUGUGUACUAAGUACUUGAAUCAUAAAGUUACAAGAGAUACAACUACAGAUCGGCUUUAGUGUAAAGAGUUUUAAAGCAGUGGUUACCUCAGAAUUAGAAAGCUUCAGUCUAAAAUGUCAGCAUACAGUUGUGGUGGUACUUCAUUCACAUUAUAAGUUUGAGUGUGACUUGGUUAUCUCAAUGUAAAUUAAAGAUUUGUAGAUUUAUUGCAGCAGAAAUCUUGUUAUUAAAAUACCUCAAUGCUUUCUUAUUUAUUCAUUAUAAAACCACUCUUGUGAAAAUAGUUGUAACAAAUACAUUGGAAUAAAAGUGCCUCUUACUGUC
Mobula hypostoma (lesser devil ray) is the source of this 2131-nucleotide messenger RNA. Its product is annotated as HIG1 domain family member 1A, mitochondrial-like. Gene Ontology annotation, cellular component: mitochondrion. Lineage: Eukaryota; Metazoa; Chordata; Chondrichthyes; Myliobatiformes; Myliobatidae. The coding region runs from base 16 to 504 and encodes 162 amino acids. Gene Ontology annotation, biological process: mitochondrial respirasome assembly. The transcript has 5 exons. The record is from RefSeq and is a predicted model, not a curated record.